Molecule: messenger RNA, 16949 nt
Organism: Aplysia californica (California sea hare)
Lineage: Eukaryota; Metazoa; Mollusca; Gastropoda; Aplysiida; Aplysiidae
Product: protein Gawky
Exons: 15
Coding region: 554-4633 (1359 amino acids)
Biological process (GO): positive regulation of nuclear-transcribed mRNA poly(A) tail shortening; miRNA-mediated post-transcriptional gene silencing
Cellular component (GO): nucleoplasm; P-body
Molecular function (GO): nucleic acid binding; protein binding
Source: RefSeq, a predicted model, not a curated record
GCAUUUACAUAGCUUGCUGUAGCCGAAUCGGCCAUUAGGAAUGGCUGUAAGAAGCGAGUGAAUUGCUGGAAAAAGUUAUCGUUUUCGCUCUCAAAUGUCUCCCAACCGGUGCUAUGUAGAUAAUUGUACUAUGUGUGUAUUCGUUAUCAAGCUUAUUCUGUGAUAUGUGCAAUUUUUCCAGGGUAGUAAAGAAAGACUACAGAAUUCCUCUCAUCAAAUUAGCUGAUAUCCAAAGAUCUUUCAUCUUGCCUUGCAGUAUAACACUCACGUGAAUUAACCACAGGGUGUAUUUUCCAUUGCCAAAUCUACAUUUCAACACUGCCUUGCAUAUCUUUAUCUCAGUUUUCAGAAAUCAAGUCACAAAAGGGAAGGGGGUUGAUGAUUUCUGGGUCCACGCCAUAUUGUCUUGGUAUCAUUCCAUAUUAAAGGCCAGCAAUCAGAGCAUUACUGUGAAAAGUGCCUACUGGGUUCAACACAUCAGCCUCAGUCUUGUUGGCUCAUUGCAACAGCUCUCACAUUGACCAUAUUCAUGUGUCCUUAAUUUGUGUUAAAAAUGCAGCAGCAAGUCAUGAAACGCAACAUGUCGUCAGAUAUGGGCUGGGGCAUUGGAGAAGGAGGAGGUUGGGGCCAGCAUACAUCCGCUCCAGGCAGUGGGUCUUGGACAUCCACCGCCAACCAAGACAAUUCAUCCUCUAGCUGGCAAGCCAUGAGCAAGUCUGAUAAUGCAUCGGAUGCUGGGGAUGAUGCAUCGUCAGUCAAGUCUGGUUCCACCAUCACAAAUUCAAGCAAUAUUAAUCCACAGCAGUCACAGGAUUCCACCAGCACAACAUCAGCAGUUAGCUCUUCUAGUCCAUGGAGUGCCAAUCCCUCUCUCUCAGGCAUGGAUUCAGGUCCAUGGGGAAACAGCAGCUCUCCAGCUCCCACCAGUUUAAACUCGCUUGGUUGGAAUGCUAAUCCCGCUAGUCUUUCUCUGAAUAGUAAUCAAGGGCAUAAUAACAGUAUGCAACCGGGGCCUAGUGUCAUAGGUAGCAGUUCAAGUUUCAACUCCACCAGUACUGCCUCAAGUGGCUGGCCGACAGGGAUGUCUGGAAGCAGCAUGGCCAGCACCUCGUCAUUGCCCCCUAAUGUCAACACUGGGAUGCCAUCUGGGAAUCUCUCCUCUCAGUGGCCAGGUAGCAACAUGCUGGGAAAGAUGGGAGAUUUUCAGAAAACUUCUGAUGCUGCAUGGAAUAACCCCACUUCUUCUAUUAUGGAAAAUAAAGAUCUAAGUGGAAGUUCAGACCCAAGAAUGUGGGGCAUGGUUGACAAGACUGGAGACCAGAAUUGGGAUCCCCCAAAGUCUCAUUGGGGGAAUACCCCUAUCGCUGGAUCGGGAGACCAAGGUGCUAGUAAUGGCACUGAACUUUCGUUUGCACAAGCCACUCUGAAAGGACUAAAAGUGCCCCCUUCCGCAGGUGGUGCACCGCCGAGUGGCAUGACUUCUCGCCAAGAAGAAAUUCUCCGAGCCAUUGAGAAUCAUGAGGGUUGGGGCUCUCGUCCUGUCCGGCAGGAUACAAGUUGGGAUAUUGACAACUCUCCCAAAUCCCAUCGAAAGUUCACUUCUGACAACAGUGCCGGAGCGUCUAAUGUCUGGAACAAUAGCAAUGGAACUGCCAUUUGGGAAGCCGUCCGGGAAAAUCAAGGCAGCAAUUGGGCUGGGGCUAGUGGGGGUGGUGCAAGUGGUAAUACUUGGAACGCUGAUAAAGAUCAAGGUUGGGGUGGUCCUCCCAAACCACAGGAUCCCAACACUUGGGGUGUUAGUGGUGCUGGUGGAAAUGGAGAUCCCAAAUCUUUUGGAACUUGGGAGGGUGGUGGUGCUGGGGAUGCCUCUAAUAAAAUGUGGGGUGGUCAGAAGACGGUAAUAGGUUCCUGGGGUGAAGUUCCUAAUGUCCAACGGUCCACCAGCAUUUCGUCGUGGGGUGAUGAUGGAGAAACCGGCAGCUGGGAAGAUCAACGCCGCAUCACGGGCGGCAUGAGCAGCAUGCAGGGUAUGGUACCCCCAAGUCCUGGAAUGAACGCCCCUAGUAUGGCUGGAAUGAUGCCCCAGGGUGUGCCAGGUAUGAACAUGGCAGGAAUAGGGGCCGACUCGACGCCAUGGAAUUCUGCUAAUGCUGCUGCCAUGAGUCGCCCAAAAAUGGAUGAGCCAUGGAACAAGCCACCUCCCAAGAUAUCAGGUUGGGGCGAUCCCACCCAGGAUGGAGUCAAAGUUGAUGACGGAACAGGAAUCUGGGCUGCCAACGCUCCCAAACAAUUACCUCCUCAGGCUAAAACCUCAGGUUGGGGAGACGCAGGACCCCAGGGUCAGUGGAAUUCUGCUGUCGGUGCUAAACCAAAGGCUCCUGGUGGCUGGGAUGAGGCCUCAUGGGCCAUGGCUCAGAGGACUAAGCAAAUACCUCCUAAGUAUAUGAAUGCAAGCAGCAAUCCUCCUACUCAGAUGAGAUCUAAGCUUCUUCAACACUUAAUGGAUAUGGGAUACAGGAAAGAAGAAGCUCAAAAUGCAUUGAUCACGAACAACAUGAAUCUGGAGUUGGCUAUCAAUGAUCUCAAAACUAAUAAUGGCAUGCAAAGGAAAGACCUGGAGAUGGAUAUGUUUCAGGCAAAUGGGCCACAGAGCAGAAUGCCAUAUAUGUCCAAAGGUGGACUGGGAGUCGACGACAUGGGUGAUACCCACCCUGACCAAGUGCCUAAUUUCAGUACAAAUUUGCAGAAUACUCCUUUCCCCAAUGCUCAAGCACCUAAUCAGCCAUUCAUUCAAGGCAAUGCUAGUCUGCCUCCCUCUAGUCUGAAUCACAAUUCCAGUAUUAACCCCAACCUUCAGCAGAAACUAAUGCAGAAAAUGCAGCAAGUGCCGCCUACCAAUGCUCUGGGCCCCAGAGGCCAAAUGCCCCCUGUGGGAGGGGUAGCCAACAACCAGGUUCCUCAACAGCAACAGCAACAAAUCCUAGCCCAGUUACGCCAGGCUGUGAGCAAUGGAUACAUUUCUCCUCAACUGCUCAACUAUCAGUUGCCGCACAACAUUCUUGUCCUUCUCCAGCAAUUGCUCCAGCUGCAGACAGCUCGCCAGAGCGUGAUCAAUAAACUGCAACAGGCAAGAGCUAGUGGCAAUAGGGGUAAUCAACAGCAGCUGGAUCAGAUGCCCAGUCUGAUAAACAAUAUCAAUCAACAAAUCAACAAUCUUCAGAAGCAGCUGCAGCAAGCUCAGACUAAUCUCUUUAGCACUCAGAAGAUGCCAAAUAUGCCACAACCACCAUCUGGCAUGAUGACACCUAUACCAGGUCCCCAGCAGGGAGCAGUUGGUGAGAACAUUGAUGCCAUCAGCACUGAUCUAGCUAAUGUAGCCAUAAGUCAGUCCCAGUCUCGCUUGACAACACAGUGGAAAGCAAGCUCCGAGUCCAGUAGUACUGCUGAUGGAUCCUCCACACCAACCAUGGCAGCAUCGACAGGCGCCACAGCUGACGGGGAAGAUAAAUCUGGAAAGGGCCUCCUGCAAUCUUCGUCCUCUCCUAAUAUGAAUUUGAUUCCUGGAGGUCUGGGGAUGACAGGUGAUCGAACCUGGUCUAGCAUGUCAACAACCUCCUCCUCCAAUUGGCCCAUGUCUUCCAACGAUGGUGCCGGUACCAAUUCUCAGGCUGAUCCUAAAAUCUCCAACCCUUCAAGUACUUCUACCUCAUCAAUCUUGUCCGGAAUGCCGACUGGCCUCACGGAUGUCAUCCCUGAAUUUGUGCCCGGAAAGCCCUGGCAAGGGCUCUCCACGAAGAAUGUGGAGGAUGACCCCCACGUUACUCCUGGCAGUAUCAUCCAGCGGUCGCUCAGUGUUAACAGAGUUCAUGAUGAUUCACUCAGUAAUCUUGAUGGUCACAAGUUGUCUGGCAGCAAUUGGGGCAAUAGUUUAAAGAAUGAAAAUAGCCUUGGCCUGAGCCAACUGGGAAAUCGCCCACCCCCUGGUAUGGCCCCAGCGAAGAUGGCAGGAUCACAGCAGUGGCAGACAGGCAGUCCUUUCAACAGACAAGCGUCCUGGGCUGGUCGCUCAAACACUUCAGCAUUCACUCAAGUUGGAAGCCCGAACUGGAAUGACCAGAGCCAGCUCAGUUCCUGGAUUUUGCUGAAAAAUCUGAACUCUUCUCUUGAUUCGGCCACCGUCCGCGCUUUGUGUGCUCAGCAUGGAAACCUGACCAACUUCAUUCCACAAGGUCAAGCUGCCCUUGUUCAGUACACUGGCCGUGACCUGGCCUACAAUGCUGUACAGCGCCUCAACAACUUUCAAGUAGGAAACACCAUCAUCGGAGCAGAGCUGAUCAGUGAGAAUGAGGCUCAGCGUGCAGUCUCCCAGAUUCCUCCUCCUCAGCCAAGUCCUGCCAUGCCACACAUAAAUGCUAGUCAGUGGUCACAUGCCCCACCCACUUUCCAAAGUGGGGGAGCCCGUGGUGGGGAUCCUUGGGGUAAUGGGAUGCAUGGGCACCAGCACAUGUCCAAGUUUGGGUCUGUUGGGGGUGAUCCAUGGGGAGGCUCUGGCUUGUGGAGCGAUAUGAAUUCGAUGGCAGAUCACAACUCGAACCAGCUCCUCAGCAACAUUCUCGGGGGUGAAUCGAUGUAAAAUGAUAUUUGUAACACUUAACUGUGAAGGCUAUAUUCCCUUUCCUCCUCAAAGCUGAUUUUUAAAAAAACAGGAAGCUAAUGAGUUCUCGAGGUUGGUGUUUUGUUUUUUUGUUUGUAUGUACUCCAAUGUGUAAUAUUAUCUUAAAUGAUAUGCUCUAACUUUAAUUUCAUGGUAUUGAUAUGCUUGUUUGUGCUGGAUUUUGUAUGACAAUAUGCCACAUGUUCAUGUGAUCUCUCAAAAUAUAUACGUUUUUGUAUGCGGGUUAGGCUGGAGUAUGUGGAUACCUUAUUAUGAUGUCCAUAUACUCGCAAUGUGUUCCACUGGCCUCUAUAGCUGAGUGCCGUCUCUACCAAAUUGAUGCAUGCAAAUAUUUGUGGUGCUUUCCUCAUUGAGGAGCCCAUUACAUCACAUCUUUAUUUCCUUCCUCAAAAAACGUAAUAUCAAUUAUGAAUUAGAUUUAUGUAUGUAUGGUGUGUACUUAGUGUCAAGUAUCCGAGUCUUUCAGAAUUCCUGUGGUCUUAUGUGGUGAUGGGAUGACCACCCCUUACAGUACUUGAUUAAUACUAGCGCCUUUUAAAUGUUUUAAACAAGAUUUUUCACAACGUUGAUUUUAAUUCAUGGUUUGACCUUGGAAUUGGAUAUUUUCAUGGAAAAUGCUUGUAUCAAUUUACUCAAUGUACAAAUGUUAGAAUAAUACAAUGGAGGGAAUGAUGGCUGAAGGAAAAAAAAUCCCCACCUAGCGCCUCUGCUAUGGCUGAAUGGUGUAUUGUGCAAUUGCAUAGCACAUUACAGUGCAGCAAGCGCAUUUUGUAAUUCUUCUUUUGUUCAAAAGUCAUGAUGUCUUUGUUUUAUUAAAGGGAGGGUGGUUCAACCCUAACCUUGAUUCUUUGUUGUUUCUCUUGCCUUGUUACAAAAAGGAAAGUAAAGACGUGAAUGACUAACUUUUAAAUAAACCAAAAAAACAAAAAAAAAAAAAAAAAAAAACACUUCUCAUGUGGCAGGAUGCCAACAACCUGUGAUACCAUUGUCUCAGUGUGCCUGCUUUGUUUAUGUAUGCAUGUGUUUAUGACCAAAAAUUAGUGCACAGCGGUGCAUGCUACUCUGCUUCCAUGAAAGUCUUUAGUUGAACUAUAUGGUUGAUGGCGUUCAUAAAUCUCAAACUGAUAGUCAAUAUUCUUAUGCAACUAUUUCUUUGAAGUAGUUAAAAUAGUGUUGGGCCUAACUGCUGCUAUGUUUUUCAGUCCACCGCCUAUGGAAACUUGUCAUGAGCUUUGGACCUGUUGGUGCAAAAGUUUAAGUACAGAAUACGCUGGGUAUAUAUCUGCAUUCCUGUCAAAUUUUUUAAAAUUAAAGCACCUCUUGUUCAGGGACCGUCAACCAUAAACAACAUAAAAGAAAAAAAAUCACUUUCAGAAUUUCAGUGAUAUUUUGUAUUUAUUUUGCAAAGUCAUAUCAAUUGUGUAUUUAUGAUCAAUAACGAAACUUUGUUAGUUGUUCGUCUCAGCAAAUUGCCAUAUUAAGCCUAUCUUCAUAAUGGUUCGUGUUGAGCUAAUCAAACUUUAUGUUAGUUGUUUUUGUAUAAAUUAUUACACAAACUGCUUGUUUAAUGUUAUUUUUCCCUCCUAUACAAUAAGAUUUCAUCGAUUUGAUCACUGUUAAAUGCUGUUAAAAGGGGAAUAGUGCAGAGAAUUUUACAUCGGUAUUGUUGAUAAUGCCUUUCCUUUUUUUCCUUUUUUCCUUCUAUGAAAGUAAUUAAAAAAUGCAUAUUCCAAAGAAUUGUCGGCUCUUGAUGUCCCCCCUCCCCUCCCCAAUGAUCCUUGUUGAUGUUUGAUGCGCCAUUGUAUAUUGUUACGUGCUCGGUAGAGCUCGGUGAUUGAUCCAUGCAGUGUUCCAAUGAGUAUUACGUCUUACAUAGAUAGUUCUUCUUUUGAGUCAUUGUGAACUUGCCUUGCAUUCUUAGAUACUCAUGCUUCCAUAAAGCAGCCACAAGGACAUAGAUUGUUGGAUUUACUGUUUCAGGAUCAAAAGAAUAUUUCCACCACCUGUUGUUCCUUCCUCUGAGAAGUUGUAUAUAGUGGAGCCAAAAGUUGAUGCAAGUUCCUGAGCUACACCAUUAUUUUGGAUUCUAAUACAAUAGGUAGUUUCCUCUCUUUUUGUCUAAAUCCAUUAGUUUCAUGCGGACUUCAAUGCAAAACCAUGACAGAGACAAACAAAUAAAACCUACACCGCCAUUCUCAUCAUCCAAGGAUUUUCUCAUCUGUAGUCAAAAGAAUCUUGAAGUCUUGUUUGUCACGUGUCUGCAUUUGCUUGUUCUUUAUAUCAGUAAUAGUAAGGAAUAUAUGUUGUGUCUGAACUGUUCAAGCUCAUGUGACACACAUAUAUUUUACCUUUCUUUACAAAGAUUAUGGUCACUACAAUUUUUCAAAAAAUCUCCAGUAAAGUUUGUUGUAAGUGUUGCCAGAAAUCCAAAAAUUUGCUGACUGCAGUUACUCAUGAUGAACAAAAGUAAUCUCAUCAUUACAGGUGAUUGAUUGUAAUGUGUUCUUGCAAUAGGUUGGUGAUUUUUUUCCCCUUGUAUUUAAUGCCAUGUCAUGUCUAUACUUUCAUGUUGAGAAGAUCUGUAGUUUAUCAUUGAACAAAUGUGUGAUUUGCUAACUCCGCCCUUUCUAUGUUGAUGCAUUCUGUCAUAAUUCCACAAUCACUUCUUCUUUGGGGAAAAUGGGAAAAAAAUCACCCGAAAGUAAGUGAAGCAGACCACAAUGAUAAGUAGACAAUGCAAACCAUCCUCAAGUCCUUCUCCCAACCUUCCUCAACAAGGCAAUAUUUUAUCAAUUGUUGUUAUCUGCAAGUUUGUAAAUUAUUGAAAUUUCCAGUCCCAUAUGGUAAUUUAUUGAUAUCUCUAACAAAAGCAUUUCCCCCUCCCCCCCCAGUGAGUUUUUGUUCAUAUUCUUUUUAUUGGCAGGAAUGUACUCUUUGUGUAUGUAAUAUUUUCAUGUGAAAGACGCUCAAUAAAUUAACAUGUCACAUUGGUGCAAUGCUCUUGAUACAGAUAAUCAUGUUGUGUUACUAUUUAAAUAGCUCCUAAUAUGAUUGGCAUUGACUUAUUCUCUAUGCACGGUGCUGAUGUGCUCAUUCUGAUACUGUGGUGUGUCAUAAAUGAUUGUAUUCAUGCAUUUGAGAAUCAAUGGAUAGUCAGCAAUGAUAAUUUUGCAGCAGGAGUUUCAUAUAUAUAUAUAUAUAUAUAUGUAUUAUAAAAAAAUCUAUUGGAAAAAAAAGAAAAAUAAAAAACAAAAAAAACAAAAAAACAAAAACCCCAACAAACACAAACUUUGUCCCUAUCCCAUUUCCUUGUCAGACACAAUUGACUAUGUAGCUUUUUAUUUUCCACAUGAACAUAUUUCAGUAAUGUGUAUAAUUUUAAAUCUGAAUAUCUUUACUAUACAUGUGUAAACUAAAAAGCUACAAGCAUUUGAGUGAAGCUCCUGCCAGAAGCAUUGCAACAUAUAAUGCCAGUAAUUUCUUUGAAUCGCAAGUUAAUGAAUGCACUGCAUAUGUAAAAUCCUCAUUUCUGGUGCUUCCUCUUUCAAAGAAACAUUAGGGGAUACCUGCAAUGGAACUUGCAAAAUUUUCAAAGAUCUUUAUAUUUAUAUCAAAAGGUCUGUGAGUUUCUUACCAAAAAAUACGGACAGAAUCAAAGAAAAAAAUAUUACUGAUUUCAUCCUCCUUUGUGGUGCUCAUGAUGUGGACUUCUUUUGUCCCAUUGCACUUGGUCCUAGUGGAUGCUGAGAGGCACUAUCUUAAAUUAGACAUAUUACUAAACCAUUUGAUUUGAGGAAGACUUUGAGGUCUGUCCAAAACAGCAAUAAAGUUAUGUUGUGGGGGAGUGGGUUUAAACUUGAAAUUGAUGAUCUUGUGUGCAAUUUUGUGCCUUUUUCAUUACCGAGUAGUGAUUGAUGUUUGUGUAGCCAUGGCUUUCAUUAUGGAUUAUAAAUAUAAAGAAUGUAGUUUCAAAUCUGUUACUGUUCCUGGCCAACUAGUCAUCAAAAUUUGUCAUGGUUCAUCAAGCUCUUUUAAUAACAGGCAAGGCAGGGGAUACAACUAGUGAUGUGAAAGAUCUGUAUGUUCGUCAUUCAUCACAAAGUUAAAGACUUUGUAAACGAAGCAUAUUUACCUCGAGCACUGUCGGUAUGCAAGUACAUUAUUUCGCAUUGCAUUUUUGCUUGUGACUUACCACUUAAAGACUAAUCAAAUCGAUUUGUAAUCUUUUCCUCAGAAAAUCAGUGGAACUGUGAUGGUGUUGCUUAUUACUUAUCUCAUGAAAAUGUGCAUUCCAUGAUUUUUCUCCCCUUCUCUUCAUCAUCCAUAUGGUAUAUCUUUGAUCUUUCCUCUUUGGGGAAAAAGUCAGUAUUGCUCAGCCUUUUCAAUAGUAAUCAGGCUAAUUACAGGUUUGUAUCACAUAGAGCAACCAUGACAUUUUCCCUAGCUGUGUAGUAUCAUAUCUUUUCCAUGCCAUUCCCUCCCCAGUAUUAAAUGCUAGACAUGUUUUCUUGAUGGCUGAUUCAGAAGUUAAGUGGCUUUUACUCUGGAGCUGCUGUACAUUGAUAUGAUUGUCUUACCUAUGUGAACAUGUGGCAAAGUCAAAGAUGAGCUGUGGGCUUUUUUUUCUCCAUCCUUUUUUUCCUCUUUUCUUUUUUUUUCCUUUUGGCAUUGCAGUGUUUGACACAGAAGAUUAGGUGGCAGAGAAAUCGCACAUACCUUAGCCAUAUCUUAAUAUGUACCGUGAUUUUUGAAGUUUGGCAGCCUGGUUAAGAUAUUUUUUUUUACGUUCAUAUGUUUCUGCUUAUUGUAAUUGACAUGUAAACCAUGUUUGUGGAAUGAGAAUACUACAAUGAAAUGUACAUAUGCUGUUAUUUUGUUAAUGCUUAUCAAGCAAAUUCUGCAAACUGGACAACUGUGAAUUUCAAACUGUAUAUUUAUACGUUUUUUCCUUGCAUUUUACAGUUAUUUUUUGUUAUGGUUUUGUGUAUUAUAAUUAUUGGGUUGUUUGUGAUGCUUUAAAAUUUUUAUUUUCAGAUGUGAAUGGGGUAAUUUUGAAGUUAUAUUUAUGAUUUUCUCAUCCACAACCAAAUGAAUGUGUGACAAUUAACCACAUAGCAUCAAGGAUCACACGUUCUUCCUCUUUUCUAAAGAAUGAUAGGUUAUGGCUAGCAAAGUAGAGACUAGCCAUGGAAGUUCUUAUUCUAACUUCUCUGCUUAUUAAUGGAGGAAAUGGAUUCAUUCCUAAAUUUUCCAUGGCACAGAAACCUGUACUGAGAUGUACUCAAGUUGUUUUUAUUGAUCUUACUUUCGUGGAUCUGAAAAAUGCCCCCUAGUAAUGUCAGGGGGAAUAUUCUAUGCCACGAAAACCUAAUUUAUCAAAGGGGUGACUUGUUGGAACCAAUGAUCAUUUCUUUGGUGUGCAUAUUGAUAGUUUUAGAUAAAUAAAAGUUCACCACUUUUUUUUUUUUUUUUUUUUUUGGUAACACAAAUUAUCAAAGCUAUACAUAAACUUAUACUACCAACCAGAUUAGUGUUGUGUACAUGUCUUGUGGUGAAAGACAAGGGGUACAAAGGUGAGAUUUUUUGUGUUGUAAUGCAUGUGUAUUCGUUGCAUAAUUACGAAUUAGUCUUGCUGGAAUUUUUCUAGAUGCAUUUAGAUGUCAUUGCGUUUUAUAAGCAUUAGGUGAUACGAACUAUCAGUUACAAUUUUUUUUUUUUUUUUUUUUUUUUUGGCAUUUUGCAUUUAUUGUCAGCCCUUCUGUUUUCUGAGUCGAUUCCCACCAUGAGCAUGUAAUUUCCACAUAUUGUUCUUUCAUUUCUUUUCCUCCAACUUUAAAUCUGGGUUAUGCAAUAAUGGAAUCCACAAAUCUUUCACGUAAUGCUGUUGAUACUCAAAGAAGAUACAUAGACUGAAUGAUAAUGCUAGUCUUUAUAAGCCAAAAUAUAUGACAUGUAGAUCUUUUUUCUCUUGUAGAAUUUUACCAUUAAUUUUUGCAUUCGCAGAUGCAUUCUCGUUGUGCAUCAUGGGUGGUUGGUGUUUUUUUUGGGUUUUUUUAAAAGUAUUAUCCUGAUGAUCUUUAGAAAUGCAGGAGUUAGAUAUGAAAACCAAAUGCAAGCUUAAAAAAUGUAACAAAAGUAAUUGUUAUGAAGGAAACCAGCACAAAAACGUCACAUGGUAAGAAUAUGUCCUCAUCUAAAGAGAAAUACUUCCUAUUGUCACCAAGUAUUAUUAUUGUUUCUUUCCAAGUAGAAUUUGAGAUCAGACUUACAUUCACAUAAUGUAUUGCAUUCAGACCAAUCAAAACUGUGUGCCACAACUUUGUCAACCAUCAUUCCUCUUUUUAAAUGGAAAAACAAAUGUCUUAAACUUAUGUAUAUAGCUUCUGGCCCCUACCAGUUUUGAUUUCCUAUGAUUUGUAAGAUGUAUAACAUGUUUGUACUCGUGCUGAUUUUAUGUGCUAGGAACAUAGGGCUUGCUUAUUAAUGUCCAUUCAGGGCUGGUUUGUACAUGGAUGAACUUGCCUUUCAUUUGCUAUCUUUCUACUGUACCCAUUUUUUUGUUGUCCGUGAACAACUCGGAGGAGAUUGUUUGUUUAAAAAAAAUAAUAAAAGAAGAAAAAAAAAAAGAAAAAAAAAACGUUAAAAAAUUAUUGAAAUGUCUUUACUUAGACUUGUAUGCCUUAUUGUUGUUUUCGUUAGUGUGUGUGUUUUAAAAAUGUCUCUCUCCCUCCCAGGGAAUUACUUUAAUUAAGCAUUGAACAUAUUCUCAAUAUUACUUGGAUGGGCACUUUUAUACCUUAAGGUUUAGACAAAGUGAUUUGUGUAUCCAAUCUGCUACCCUCGUACCCAUUCCCCAACACUGUUCUGGUCAGGUCCAGAUGAGGCACGUAUUUGAAGUUUUUGCUUUGAUCGUGUCUGUUCAUCAAAUUGGACGCAUGUGAUGAAAGUUGUCAUAAUGCUUUGGAAUUUCAUUUGUCACAGUGAUGUCUUUGCUUUGUUAUGUAGUGUUUUGAGAUGUGGUGAUUUAUUUUUUUAAUGGUUCAAAUUUUGGGAAAAGGCAAAAAAAAGUCCAGGUUUGGGGAUUUCUUCAUGCCACACCUUACUAGCAUUUUUUUUUGUGUGUGGGGAGGUCUUUUUUCACUUUUGGUUACUGUCGUGAUCUUGGUAGUGUUGAUGAGCUGUGGUGUUAAGACUGCCAUAUAUAGUUUGGAAGUGAAAUAGGUGAGGUUUGCUUUUGUGGACCCCUGUUUCUUGCUCACUUUACUGCUCAUACUCUUUGGCGUCUACUGGGAGAUCAUUUGCUAAAAAGUUUCCAUCUAUUUAUGUAUUUGAAAAAUUAUGUGUUUGUGCCCAGGUAAAGCCCAUGCUCGUUCAUCUUUCAUAAAUGGCACUUAAUUACUCAUAAAAGAUGUGCUGAGUCAAUCCAGUUUAAUGUAUGCAUGAAUAUUUUCUUCAUGUGGUUGCUACAAAUUAAUUGGUAGAGUCAUUACUCCUUCUGCUUCUACAGAUUGAUAAUUUCUUCCCUUCUUUUCUCUUUCAAAGGACUGAUAUGUUGGUACAUGAAAUGAUUUGAGGAUUUGAAAUGUUCAAGAUAAGAAACAGGUUUAAAAUUUUAAAAAAAAAAAAAAAAAACAUCUUGAGAUUGUAGGUGGUUGUGAUUCUGGUAGUUCCAUGUCAUCAAGUAAUGUAAAUUGACAUUGUUAUGGUUUAAGAAAUAUAGUUCGAAAUUUGACCUGUGGGUAUUUUUUUUAAGUUGUUGGAAUUGGGGAAAAGGCGUGAGUAUUGAGACAGUUCCUACUUCAGUGGCACUCAAUUUUACAUUGAAACUUCUCCACUUGCAUUUUACAUGCACAUUUUGUAAUUUAAUUUUUGUGUGCUAAUGGCAUGUCCUACUACUUCUAUUUUUGUGUUCCUUGUCUUACUUCUCCAAUAACACAAUAUGACCAUUGUGACUUGGUGUUAAUUUUUUAAACAAAGCUCGCUUGUUUUUAUUUAUUUUGCCAUUCUGUCCCUGUUUUUUUAUAAUGAACAUUAAGUAAUGAUGAUUUGAAGAAGUGACCUAGAUUUCGUAAUUGCAAAAGAAAGGGAUGGGAAGAUUAGGUAGACAACUUUUGACUAGAGGGAGUGAGAGCACCUGAAGGUCAAUCAAUGACGGGGAAGGGAAGUGAGAUGCCUCUGGAUUUGGUGGUGCCAAAUUUCAUUUUGAUGGCCCAUUUAAAGGACUCCUAUAAUAUUGCCAUUUAUUUUGCAUAAAGAUAUUGUGUGCUGAAAAGUGAAUGCCACCCCUCAUUUUGACAAUGACAGCAAGAGUUAUGACUUUUUGAUGAGAGAAAAGACCACUAUAUGACACUUUGUUCUAAUUGUUCUUCAUGAAGGACCUGAGAUGUACUGAAAUGGGGUAGAUAAUUGCAAUGAAAAUUCUGAAAGUAUGUGUUCAGGUGCCCCUCCCUGCUACCACUCAGAGAAAUGUCUCUGAAUGUUUGCCUUUCCAAUCAUGAAUCUCACACCUCAUGAUGCACAUGUUUUGAGGGUACGCAAAUUUUUCACAGCAGCGUUCUGUGCUUUCAAAUGUUCUUUGCUUUUCUAGUCUGAAUAGACAGGUCUCACCUGACAAUGGAUUUCUGUUAUUUAGAUAAAUGUUUACAGCAGGGUCUUAAAAUGUUUUGUACUUGAUGUACCCUGUAUUGAUCAAGACAGGAUUGUCUUGUGUCUCUAUGAGUCAACUUUGAAAACUUACAUUAAUUAUUAAAAGGUGUCGCUUGCCAAAGAUGCGAAAAUCAAAGAUGUGAAGGUAAGUAAAUAAAUGCUCACAUUUUCAUUUUGGUGUACUUAAAAGUAAGAACAAAAGGAGACUUUACUGUAACUAGAUUGAAUAUUCAAUUUGACUGUUGGUAGUACAAUGGCUUGUGUUAUCAACUUACUUGUGUGCAAUAACUUUUCUCAUUUAAACAAUUAUUGUGUAGCCACAGGAUUAGGAUGUGGAAUGUCCCACCUCCUCUCUUUUAAGAGAAGUGCAGUAAAGCUGAAAACCCAAGAAAGAAGAUUAAAUCGUAAAAGUAAAAGAUGCAUGGAAAGCAACUGGCAGAGCCGUACAUAUCAAAGGCCUUACUACCAUUUCAGUAGAGGAUGUGGUGUGUUCUUGGAGGAUGUAGGGCACCACUAGGAUUUUUUUCAGUAUUACUUUGAACAUACCCAUCCUCCACGUUGUAGCUCAGGAUGGUUCGUCUUUCGAUGAGAUUCAUUGGGAUAUUGAUCUUUUCUCCCUCACUCUUCCUUUAGAUUUUUGCAAACAAGGUUUUCCUCUCACCUUGUUCUGUCUCUCUUUCUCCCUAGAGGAAAAGGUGCCACAUCGAAAUAAGCAGUACAUUUGGAAUAUGUACAUUGGUUUUAUAUGUUAACAUUUUUUUAUGAGCAACUUAAAGACUUUGUUCUCCUCUUGCUUUCAUAGAAAGCUCAAAUGAAUGUGUUGUAACCCAGUACUGCUCACUGAGAUCUCAGUUUUUUCCUCCCACUUCAUUGGUCUCUUGUGUUCAUAUGUCAUUACAAAAUGAUACUUUCUAAUCAACCUAAAGUGCCACAGUUAUGUAUGAAGUUGAAUUUGGGGGAUGGGGUAAUGUUCCCAUUGCUUGUGGCAAAAACAAAAUUUGUUUAAAAAAACAAUUAAAAAAAAAAAACAAUCGUGAUUUCUAUGUUAAAGAGCAGUGUACAAACUAUUAUGGUCUCAUUGUAAGAGAUGAGAGCUAUGUGUAUAUUAAUUAAUACGUCCCAUUUUUGUUUGGUGUUCACUGUCCCUUGAAGUUGUGAUUGCUUGAACAAAGAGUCCAGUAUGUUUGCUAACGGAUAUUACAAGGGUAAGGUGCUGUGGGAUCAAUUUUGAAGCAGUUUUUGCCAUCAUUUUCAGUCAUAACGAUUCUGUCUAUUCAUAUGGUAUUUAUAUCAUUUGUCGGAGUUAUGUCGCAGUGUGAAAUGCUGCUCAUAUUGUGCUCCAUGCUGAGUGGAGUACGUUGUCAAAAUAAUCCCAUCAGAGAAAGUGUUCUACUGCGGAGGCAAAGCAUUUUUGAUGAUUGGCAAAGCGCCACAGGAGACACGUCAAUUUGUCAUCAUGGCAGUGGAUAGAUUUCUUGUCAAAACUAGCAGAAAAUGUAUCUUGAAUCAACCAAAUGCUUCUGGACUUCAAAAUCUUUUGUUCUAGUUUAUAAAUUUUAACUUGUUUUCAUGUUUGUAAGAUUCCGAGGGAGUUCUCUUCUUGAUCCAAUACAGUGAAAUGGGUGGGUGGGAUAUAGAACAGCUAGAAUUAUGCAUUUCCUUGCAGUUAAAUCAAUUGUUGAAAAUUUGUAGGUGUAUAAUUGUGACAAUCAGUAUUGGAUCACCUCUCCACCAGUUAACUGUUUGUGAAUUACAGUCUUGAAUGCACCUUCAAAGAGGCUCUAGUGAUACAUUGUCUGUUGUCUUCCGCACUAACUUUUGUAUUUCAAAUAAUCUUUUUCCUUUGCUUUUGGGUCAAGCUCAUUGUUUUUAUGACUUGAAAUCAAGGUUCACUGUCUCAUGUGAAAGUAAGAUGUUUCAGUAGAUCUAUUUGUAUUGGAUUUAGUUUGAAGUACUUUUGUGAAUACACAAUGGUUACCGUUUUCUGUUAGGAUUCUUGAAAUUGUUACACUUUAAUGCCAGUCCAUAUUUGUAUGAGUUGUGAUUUUUCUUUAUACUUCAUAGUUUUCCUUUCAAAGGGGUGUGGAGACAAAUUUUUCAAAAGUUGUAGAGGCCCCUGCCCCCUCCGUUUCUUACUUUCCCUCCAAAGGACCCAAAGUGUUUUGGUUCUUGACAGUAGUCUCACGUUCUCAAAAGACACCAGCUUACAGCCAGAGUAAUUGAAAGUAGGUUGAACAUCUGCAGUAUAUCGUAUUCAAAGACGGCUAAUAUGAGCUAAAUGCAUGUUUAUGCUUGUAUACAUGCUUUAACAUAAUUGUGCCUUCAUGGUUGCUCUUAUGGGUGUCGUCAGAUAUCCCACCUAUGACGAGAUGCAGUAAAACCUUAUCUUCAGACAAACAUUUACUCUCUUGUAAGGUUCAGGGGGCUCACGGGUAAAAACGUAAGUGUCUUUUAGAGGGGAAAAAGGACAAAAACAUAAGCAUAAUAAUAUGGCUGUUUUGAUGUAUAAAAAUGAAUCAAAGGCCCAUGUACAAAAAGUGCAAAUUGCUAUAGAUGAUGUAAUUUUUUUAGGUGAUAGCGUCUAAUAUUUCUUAUAAAAUCAUUCUUCUUUAUUCCUAUGCCCAUUUCAUAAUUGAAGAAAAAGAAAAUGGGCACUUUUCCUGCUUUAAAUGAAGCAAUGAUUGAAAUAAAAAAACUAGUUCAAAGAGAAUAUAUAUGUAACUUUUCUUCUUAUUCUUACCAGAUUAAUGAGAUGCUACUGUAAUGUUUUGGCAACGCUUGGACAUAGAUGCUAGUCUGCCGUCUACAUUUUUCUCUGAGAUCUACGGUUUUGUAAAACCUGGCUAAAAAUAUCAACUAAAACUGAACAGCAAAAAAUGGCAAAAAAAGAGAAAAUAAUGAUAUGUUGUAUUAUAUUUAUUGAUAUUUCCAGAUAUUCUCUACCUGUGAGCUCCCUUUAUUUAUUUAUACUUUUUUGGGUGGGCCUUGCUUCAUGUUAACAGGAAUUCUGUGAAAGUGGUCAGGCAUUUUGGUUACAUUUCAUGCUGUACUGAUUUAUUUGCCUCAGAUCUCCCCACCCUUGAACCUGGUAGUAAUAUGAAAAUAUGGAAAUCAGGGUUUCUCUUUGUAUUUAUUGCAUAAUGAUCGUGAAUUACAGGAACCAUUGGUGGUACCAUGAUUUUUGCCUUUUAACCAUUUUUGACCAUUCAGUUUUUGACAUGCUUAUUUGUGAUUGGUGCACAGGUAUUUAAUAUUGUAAUAUGAGUAAUGUGUGGGGCGUCCUCCCUUUCCCCUGUAAUUUUAAAAUGAAUGUUUUGUUCUGAACAAUGAUGUAGGCAUCUCUUUCUCUUUUCUCUCAAAAUUAAUAACUUUAUGACUAGAGACACUGAUACCACUUGGUACUUAGGAAUUUGAUUUCAUCUUGUGACAAGUGAGGUGAUCACACGCAAAAUGUCUAUAGACUGGGGCAGCUUUUUGAUGCCCCUCUCCCCAUUUCAAUUUCUUUUUUAAAAGUUUAAAUAGAAUGUGAAAGAGGAGAAGUUCAAACAUUUCAUGACAUGUAUAUUGUGCUCGUAGCUUGCUUUGACUAUAAAUUCCAAAAUAAAUAAAAGUCUUUAUUCAUUUAGAA